AUGGAGGUUGAUUCAACAAAUUUCUUUCAACAAUUACCGGUACCGGAUAAAUUUACAGAAAAAAAUGAUAAAAUAUGUAAUUUUGUCAGCAAACAUAAUGAAAUUGGUAACAAAGUUGUCCUAGUGACAUCUGGUGGUACAACGGUACCAUUGGAAAGCCGAACAGUUCGUUACAUGGACAACUUCAGUCAAGGGACACGAGGAUCAGCAUCUGCUGAAAAUUUCCUGCAACAUGGAUAUGCUGUGAUAUUUUUAUAUAGGAACCGUUCUUUGGAACCAUACUCCCGUCAUUUCUCUCGCUUGAAUCUGUUGGAUAUGUUGGAAUUUGCUAAUGAUAAUACUUCAGCUCAGUCUAUUGUUGUGCAACAAGAGUAUGAAGAUAAAGUCAAGACAAUGUUACUAAAAUAUAAAGAAGUAAUGAAAUCUGGGCAUCUUUUAUUCAUUGACUUUACAACAUUAAAUGAAUAUUUACAUCUUUUGCGAGCUUCAGCAUUAUCAUUACAACAAAUUGGUCAUUCAGCCAUGUUGUAUCUGGCUGCUGCUGUUUCUGACUUUUAUAUUCCAAAAGAUCAAAUGCCAGAACACAAAAUCCAAUCUGCAGAUGGCCCCUUACAUGUUUCUCUUCAAUUGGUUCCUAAACUCCUUGGCCCACUUGUUAAAGAAUGGGCUCCGGAUGCAUUUGUUAUUUCUUUUAAGUUGGAAACUGACAAGAAUUUGUUAAUAAAGAAAGCUGAAGAAGCUUUGAAGAAAUACCAUCAUCAGCUUGUCAUUGCAAAUGUCUUGGAGACGAGGAAGCAAGCAGUUGUGAUUGUUAGCAAAGAUAGCAUUCAGACAAUCUCUUUGAGCAAAGAACAAUUAUUACAAGGCAUUGAAAUUGAAGAGCAUAUUGUUACUGAAUUAAUCAGCAGACAUAACAAAAUGAUGAAUGAAAAAUAA
Acanthosepion pharaonis is the source of this 936-nucleotide messenger RNA. Lineage: Eukaryota; Metazoa; Mollusca; Cephalopoda; Sepiida; Sepiidae. The record is from the annotation of a GenBank genome assembly.